GUUUUCAAAAAUAAAAAAAAAAAUUGUGAUUUUGAGCGUUUACAAAGAUGAAAAUACUUUACAAAAUUGAAGAUAAUUUGCGGGUAAAUGAAACCUGAAUUCGAAAGAUUUGUAUUCAUGUUUUAUUGCUGUUUUGAUGAAUUUAUGACAAGCUCAAGAACUUACACAUCGCAAGGAGUUUGCUGUACCUUAGGAAGUUGAAUGAUGUCGCAAGACUUUCAAAUGCAAAAGAAAGCAUUUUUCUAAUAUGGGUCAUUAUGGUAGAAAUGUUUCACGAAAAGAUUAAAGGUCAAGACUAAGAAAAUCAAAGAAAAUAGCUUGAGUAAGAUUCCCUAUCCCUUGGAAGAAGACCGUUAUUUUUAAACCAAAAGACUUCAAAAUGAUGUUCCAACAUAAACAACUUGUAUUUAUGAUGCUAAUAUUGAUUGUUAGUUCAGCGACAGCAGCGAAAAAAAUGCGUAGACCUGUUAAGCCGGCGAAAACAUUUCCCCGAACUAAUGUAACACCUUCGCCAGCUCCAUUAAUUGUCUCCACAUCAUCAUCUACAGCAGCUCCAAUUCCAGUAACAGAUAAUAUUGCUGAAGAAUCAUAUCAAUCGAUGUCUGUGGUUGCACCAAGUGGAGCAGCUAUUGAGGGUGAAUUACCAAAGCCAUUGGCAGCUGCUAUGAAUGGAGAUGUGUCAGAGUCAAAGAGUGAAAAACCAACUAUUAGUCCAGUGGGUAUGAUUGAGGAGGAAUGUGAUCCGGAUAUGAUUGGAUUUGAAAUUAUUACAGGGUAUGUUUUGUCGGCGCCAUCCAAACUACUCGACACCAUGCCCGGAAUUCUUAUGCUAACCGAUUGCUUGGAGGCGUGCCAACUCAAUGAAUCAUGCUCGGCUGUCAACUACGAAACGGGACUAUGUGUUCUAUUCAAGUCCAAUGCCGAUAAGUUGCCUGGUUCCCUGUCCCGUUCGCAAUUCCCUGUUUUCACAAUUUACGCACAAAAAUCCUGCCUGGGAGUGCGUCCAUGCUCGAAGGCAUGGUGCAUUGACAGAGUGCAAAGUCAUCGUUUGGUUGAUCAUAUCAAAUCCAGUCAUACGGUUUAUUCAAGACGCGAUUGCCUUGAGUUGUGUUUGGGUGAAACUGAAUUUACUUGCAGGUCAGCAAACUACUACCAUCAUUCAGGACUUUGCGAGAUGUCCGACAUGGAUCGUAUUACCUUAACUGGGUCUUCACAUUUCGAACCCUAUGAGGGAUCAGACUAUUUGGAGAACAACUGUGCCGAGGAACCUAGCAAACUUUGUGAGUUCAAGAGGAUUUCAGGAAAGAUUUUGAAGACAGUUGACUCCGUCUACCAGGACAUCAAUAGCAUUGAAGAAUGUCGAGACCUCUGCUUGAACUCUCCAUACAGAUGCCACUCAUAUGACUUCAAUGAUACCGGAGAUAUGGUCUGUCGCCUCAGUCAUCACAGUCGUGCCACCCUAACCGAUGUCUUAGACCCCUACCUUGAUGUCCCAGAAGCAGCAACUUACGAACUCUCAUCCUGCUACAAUGUCUCCAUCGAAUGCAAAGCUGGCGAAAUGAUCACAAAAAUUCGCACCUCAAAACUUUUCAAUGGCAAGGUCUAUGCUAAGGGCUCACCAAAAUCUUGCUCCUUCAAUGUGAACAACUCCCUCGAAUUCGACUUCCGAAUGGGUUACAACGAUCUCGAGUGCAAUGUACGCCAAAGUGCUUACGGCCGUUAUAUGAACGACAUUGUUAUCCAACACCACGACAAGAUCGUCACCUCCUCCGAUUUGGGUCUAGCUGUCUCGUGCCAAUAUGACUUGACCAACAAGACGGUCUCAAAUGAUGUUGACCUCGGGGUCACUGGCGAAAUUGAAUCUUCUCUCAGCGAAGAAAUCAUCAUCGAAUCACCGAAUGUUAUCAUGAAGAUCACUUCACGUGAUGGUAGCGAUAUGAAAAGGAUUGCCGAAGUUGGUGACCCUCUUGCGUUACGUUUCGAAAUUGUCGAACAAAACAGCCCCUAUGAGAUCUUCGUACGCGAAUUGGUGGCAAUGGACGGCACCGACAAUGCCGAGAUCACCCUGAUCGAUGCAAAUGGCUGCCCAACGGAUCAUUAUAUUAUGGGCGCCAUUCAAAAGCAUUCGGGCAAUCGUAAGGUCUUACUAUCACAGUUUGAUGCUUUCAAGUUCCCUUCGUCGGAGGUGGUGCAGUUCCGUGCGCUGGUAACACCGUGUAUUCCAAGGUGUGAGCCGGUUAUUUGCGAUAAUGAGGACAUUGCAAGUGGUGAAUUGAAAUCGUUGGUAUCGUUUGGACGCAGGAGGAGGUCCGUUAAUGCCACAGAAUUCACAACAAGCCGCCGAUCGAAACGUGAUGUCAGCCAUAAGCCGGCCGAUGAUAACAUCCUGCUGGUGCAAUCAAUUCAAAUUACGGACAAAUUUGGAUUCAAUCAAGAGGACGACAAUACAUUCGGUGAUGCCGAUGCCAAGGAGAAGAUCUAUGCUGCUGUUGCUGGUGAUGAGGUGUUUGGUUGUCUUAAUGGCUAUGGACUUAUCAUUGCCUCAGCUAUGUUCUUGCUGGCUCAACUAACAGUCAUUGCAAUUUGGAAAAAGGUCCAAAAGCGAAACAAAAAGGAAACCUAUCUUUAUAACCAUCAUCAAGCCCAUCCAAACACACCAUCGAACUUUGCACCCAACAUGGUUUACGGUCAGCCCUGUGGAAGUCCCAGUGACACAUUAGGAAAACUUUACGACAGCGGUAUGUCAGGACGAUAUGGUCAGCAGUUUUGAGUCAUAAAUCUCCAAAACCCCCGAAGCCUCUUAAAAUUAAUAAAAAAGAAAGGUGGAUAACUAGAAAUUAAAAGAAACUGCUGAAAAACCAGCUUCUGCUGAUGCAUUAGAUUUUUUUUUUAGAGUUUAAAAAGCAACUUAAGACUUUUUUUUUUAAUUUCUAUUUAUUUAAAUUAAUUUUAGUUAAAUUUUUAAAUUAAAAAAAUUAAUUUAAUAAUUUUAAUUCUAUUUAUUUUCCCUUCACUCUCGUUGAGUUUAAUCAGUUUCAUGCUAUGCCCGAUUUUAAUAAACAAAUAAAUCAAGACCGGAACCUUCAUUAACAGAAAACAAAAAGUUUUAGAUUUUAUACCUCAUUCUAAACAACAUAAAAUUCUAAAACUUAAACAAAAAAUAAAUUUAAACAAAUAUACUCUAAUUUAUAAGUUUAAUAUUU
This is a messenger RNA of Episyrphus balteatus (marmalade hoverfly), 3203 nucleotides long. RefSeq lists its product as uncharacterized. The transcript is spliced from 9 exons. Bases 380 to 2770 code for a protein of 796 amino acids. Lineage: Eukaryota; Metazoa; Arthropoda; Insecta; Diptera; Syrphidae. The record is from RefSeq and is a predicted model, not a curated record.